Rotaria sp. Silwood2 is the source of this 462-nucleotide messenger RNA. The record is from the annotation of a GenBank genome assembly. Lineage: Eukaryota; Metazoa; Rotifera; Eurotatoria; Philodinida; Philodinidae.
AUGGAUGUAAAAUAUUAUUUAGUAAUGAUACCAUGUGCUACUGGUUCAUUUGAUGGUACUCAUUUUCGUGGUUACACUCUUUGUAAGACAGAUAGUCUUGCACAACAUAUCUAUGUUAAUCACGCUCAUCUUUUCAAAUAUGAACUUAUUCGUUAUACAAAAGCUAAUCUAGCUUAUACUCGUAUUGGUCUUGGGGAUCCAAAUAACAAUUCAUUUUUCUUUGCUCACUGUCGUGUCCCUAGAAGAUUCACCAAGUGUUUUCAUAUUGUUAAAAAACCUAAUCCAAAAAUAUCUGAUGGUGGAUGUUAUGGAGGUGGGAUCCAACCUGAAGAAAUUGAAAAUCAUCAAUAUACGCUGAAUGAAUCUUUCUUAUUCGAAGAAUCAAGAAAUAAUCGAAUAAUAAUGAGCAAAACAAAUAAUUUGACACCACAUUUUGUUGAUAAUUUACUGAAAUAUAUCUAA